AUGUCCAAUCUCCUCUCCGACAGUGGCCCAUCCGAACCUCCGCCGCCUCCACCCCCAGUAGCAGCCCCUCCUGCACGUCGUUCGCCAGAAGUACCGCGCGAAUCAGUCAAACCUUACCUCGCACCUCACCCUGCGCCUGUCUCUGUCCCCGAGUCCUAUCCUGCGCCCACCCCUCCAGCUGCCGCUCCCGUCAUUGAUAACACCAACAUCAAGCGUGAGCGUAACGGGGACAUUCCUCCAGUUGCGCCGCCCGCCUCGACGACCACCUAUCCUACAGGCCCUCCUGGUCUCACCGUCGAAGCUACCGAGGCUGCAUAUGCCGAGAUAGAGGCAGCUGAGAUGAGUGAUGUUGAAGCCCCUGGAUUUGAAGGGCCCAUGGCCGCAUGGACGACAAGAUCCGCCAAGCGCAUGAUCGAAAUAGAACAAAAGGAGCUGGGAAAGCGAAAGAAACGCCGUCAAGCUUCGACAAGAAUGUACCUCGAACUGUUCGACGCAAAUGCAAACCUCGCCAAGGAUCACUUUGUUGCUACACACGAGAAGCAAGCUGAAGAGGAGGUGCGUGUCAAGGACGCCGAGGAGGAGAAGGAGCGCAAGAAGGACAUGCAGCGAAAGCGCAGGCGCGAGAGGACGCUACUCAACGAGACGGCCAAACGCGAUGAAGCCAUAGAGAAGCUCAAAGAUCUCGAGGACGAAGACGAAAAAUCACGACUUCUCAAGGACGUUCAGAAAUAUGGUAAGAAGAUACGGAACACCGAAGACCUCCUACAUGGCCGCCUUCCCAGCAAAGCUCUCCUCGGAGACUCGCCCGGGCCUCCCAACCUAGAAGGAGGCUUUAUGUCGUCUUUCCAAGCUAAUGACGACCUUGCAACAGAUGCGAAAGCGAAGAAAGGCGCCAAAGGAUACCGGCCUCGCAAGAGCAAGGCCCAGAAACAAGCCGAGAAGGACAGCGCCGCUCAAGCACAAGCGCUUAUGGAUCGCGGUGAAGACAUGCCUCCGAUUACACCAAGAGAAGAGUUGCGACUUCGAAGUCUACGCGGCACGUCUAGCGACGGUAUGGAAGGAACGCCCAUGGAGGAUAUUGAACCCGGCGAAAAGACUUACGACCAAAUAUAUCGCGAGACUUGGAAGGACAUUUCGGUCAGCGCUUCGAAGGUCGCUCGCACCAGACUGCAGGCGCUCGAGGUCAAGCAAGGCAACAUGCGUAAGACUGCACAGCUCGCAUCCAAAGAGGCACGUCGCUGGCAACUUCGAACCAACAAGAGCACCAAAGACGUACAGGCUCGCGCAAAGCGUGCCAUGCGUGAGAUGCUGUCCUUCUGGAAGCGCAAUGAGCGAGACGAACGUGACCAGCGCAAGAUGGCUGAGAAGCAAGAGUUGGAGAACGCCAAACGUGCUGAAGCCGAGCGCGAAGCAAACCGACAGAAGAGAAAGUUGAACUUCUUGAUCUCUCAGACCGAACUGUACUCGCAUUUCAUUGGAAAGAAGGUCAAGACUGAUGAAGUUGAGAACUCGACCAACGACGUUUCUGUUUCUGGUCAGACCAUCAGGCCAGGUCCGUCUAGUGCUAAUACAAUCGACCUGCCCGAUAGCCUCGCCAAUCUUAGCACGAAGGUCACGAACUUCGAGGAUCUUGACUUUGAUGCAGAGGACGAGACUGCCUUGCGCCAGGCCGCCAUGGCCAAUGCUCAAAAUGCAGUACAAGAGGCACAAGACAGAGCGCGCGCUUUCAACGAUCCCAAUGGCGAGAACAAAAUGUCACAGUUCGACGAUGGCGAAAUGAACUUCCAGAACCCCACCAGUCUGCAAACUAUGGACGUCUCGCAGCCUAACAUGCUUACGUGCCAACUCAAGGAGUACCAACUCAAGGGUCUCAAUUGGCUGGUCAACUUGUACGAGCAAGGUAUCAACGGUAUCCUGGCCGAUGAAAUGGGUCUUGGAAAGACUGUACAGUCCAUCUCGGUAAUGGCAUAUCUGGCUGAGGUCCACAACAUCUGGGGUCCUUUCCUCGUCAUUGCUCCAGCUUCCACACUUCACAACUGGCAACAGGAGAUUGCCAAAUUCGUUCCAACCCUCAAGGUGUUACCGUACUGGGGCAAUGCAAAGGACCGUAAGGUCUUGCGCAAGUUCUGGGAUCGCAAGCAUAUCACUUACAGCCGAGAGUCGUCUUUCCACGUUUUGGUAACGUCGUACCAGCUUGUGGUGCAGGACACGCCAUACUUUCAGAAGAUUCGCUGGCAGUACAUGAUUCUGGAUGAAGCUCAAGCCAUCAAAUCUUCACAAAGUUCGAGAUGGAAGGCUCUGCUGGGCUUCCACUGUCGCAACCGACUUUUGCUGACCGGUACACCAAUUCAGAACAACAUGCAAGAGUUGUGGGCUUUGCUGCAUUUCAUCAUGCCUAGUUUGUUCGACUCACACGACGAGUUCAGUGAUUGGUUCUCUAAGGACAUCGAAAGCCACGCGCAGAGUAAUACCAAACUCAACGAGGACCAGCUUAAGAGAUUACAUAUGAUUCUCAAGCCCUUCAUGUUGCGUCGUGUCAAGAAGCAUGUGCAGAAGGAACUCGGCGACAAGGUGGAGAAGGACGUAUACUGUGAUCUCACAUACCGCCAGCGAGCUCUGUACGCAAAUCUACGCAACAAGAUCAGUAUCCUGGACCUGAUCGAGAAGGCGGCUGUCGGAGACGAUCAGGACACUGCCACGUUGAUGAACUUGGUCAUGCAGUUCCGUAAAGUCUGUAACCACCCUGAUCUGUUCGAGCGUGCAGACACUACCUCACCACUUGCUGUGUCGUACUGGGCAGAGACCGCAUCCUUCAGUAGAGAAGGCAACUUCGUUAACCUCGCAUACUCGGUACGCAGUCUGAUCGAGUACUGGCUACCGAAACAGCUCGGCUCUGAUGGUGGUCGACUGGAUCUGGCUGGACCCGACAAUUUGCGAGCUGGCUGGCGACACAAGUGGCUGAGGCACAUGCUGAGUAUCUGGGAUCCAGAACAUAUCAAGCAGAACACCAAGAGCGCAGGAGCAUUCUCAUGGUUGCGUUUUGUGGAUCACUCGGCCAGUGAAGUCUCGAAAGCUGCUCGCAGUGGCAUAUUCGAUCGCGCGGUUGAGCUUGAGAGGCAGUCGAAGCAGCGAACAUUCUUCAAGCAAGGCGACUAUCUCGAUUCCAGCGAGCGUUACGUGCCUGCGCACUCCAUGCUUAAUGUUAUUGAGCAUUCCAAGCCAAGCUUGAUCGGAGACGUGUCGGGCGAGGGCUAUCUGAGCAAUCUGAUGAAUGUCUCUCGAUUGGCAGCAGAGCAGACUGGUUACAGUGAUAUCGAACCCUGUUCUCUUCCUACAGCUGCUGCUCCUCCGAUCGAACUCGUCUGCCCUAGCCAACAUUCGAUCGUUGAGAAGGAAACAACGUUCUUCAACUCUCCCAUCAGAAACACGCUGAACCCCAUAACCUUGGAGACUGAACAAGCACUCUUGUCGAGCAAGGUUGCACCAUCUGACUACCCCAUCACAAACCUGUUGCCUGAGCCAAUCAACAAGAGGCAGGGCUACACAACAAUUGAAGUCCCGAGUAUGCGCCGCUUUGUCACUGACUCUGGCAAGUUAGCUCAACUGGACAAGCUUCUCAGAGAGCUCAAGGAGGGUGGCCACCGUGUGUUGCUCUACUUCCAGAUGACUCGCAUGAUCGACUUGAUGGAAGAAUAUCUCACGUACCGCAACUACAAGUACUGCCGUCUGGAUGGUUCGACAAAGCUCGAGGACCGUAGAGACACUGUAGCAGCUUUCCAGUCGACUCCCGAGAUCUUUGUCUUCCUACUCAGUACUCGCGCUGGCGGUCUUGGUAUCAACCUUACUUCUGCCGACACUGUCAUCUUCUACGACAGUGAUUGGAACCCCACCAUCGAUUCCCAGGCCAUGGAUCGUGCGCAUCGUCUCGGUCAGACAAGACAGGUCACGGUCUAUCGUCUCAUCACACGUGGUACUAUCGAGGAGCGCAUUCGCAAGCGUGCUCUACAGAAGGAGGAAGUCCAACGCGUGGUCAUUACUGGUGGUGCCGGUGCUACAAAUGGUGACAAGGGAGUCGACUUCAACGGACGUACGACGAGAGAGAACCGCACGAAGGACAUUGCUUUGUGGUUGGCCGAUGAUGAUCAAGCCGCCGAAAUUGAGCGCAAAGAAGCUGAAUUUGCCGAGCAAGAGGCCAAAGAACCGAACAAGGCAAAGAAGAGGAAGGCUCCUACGAAGAAGAAGGAGAUCAGCAUGGAUGACAUGUACCAUGAAGGUGAAGGAAGAUUCGACGACGACCACAGCAACAAACCUUCUGGUGCAGCGACACCAGUACCUGGCGUUGUUGAAGGUCCGCCUUCGAAGAAAAAGAAGACUACUGGCAAAAAAGCAAAGACUCUCAAGCAGCGUCUUGCGAUAGCCGACGGCGAUGUGGACGGCGGUAUGGCUUCAUAA
Molecule: messenger RNA, 4452 nt
Organism: Aureobasidium namibiae CBS 147.97
Lineage: Eukaryota; Fungi; Ascomycota; Dothideomycetes; Dothideales; Saccotheciaceae
Product: SNF2 family DNA-dependent ATPase domain-containing protein
Exons: 3
Coding region: 1-4452 (1483 amino acids)
Biological process (GO): chromatin remodeling; DNA repair; DNA-templated transcription
Cellular component (GO): Ino80 complex; nucleus
Molecular function (GO): ATP-dependent chromatin remodeler activity; DNA binding; histone binding
Source: RefSeq, a predicted model, not a curated record